Molecule: messenger RNA, 1940 nt
Organism: Eutrema salsugineum
Lineage: Eukaryota; Viridiplantae; Streptophyta; Magnoliopsida; Brassicales; Brassicaceae
Product: 3-ketoacyl-CoA synthase 12
Exons: 1
Coding region: 67-1503 (478 amino acids)
Biological process (GO): fatty acid biosynthetic process
Cellular component (GO): membrane
Molecular function (GO): acyltransferase activity, transferring groups other than amino-acyl groups
Source: RefSeq, a predicted model, not a curated record
CUUCUUAACCCCAAACACAAACCAAAAAAAAAUACCAAAAAGAAAGAAAAAAAUACCAAUAAUAAUAUGGAUCUUCUCCUUCUCUUGUUCUCCCUUCUUCUCUCCUAUCUCUUCUUCAAGAUCUGGAAACUCAUAGACUCAAAACAAGACAAAGAUUGCUACAUCUUAGACUAUCAAUGUCAUAAACCAUCCGACGAUCGAAUGGUGAGCACUCAAUUCAGCGGAGAGAUCAUAUAUCGGAACCAAAACCUUGGAUUAACCGAAUACAAGUUCCUUCUCAAAGCCAUCGUAAGCUCAGGGAUCGGAGAACAAACCUACGCUCCAAGACUCGUCUUCGAAGGCCGAGAAGAGCGUCCUUCAUUACAAGAUGGAAUCUCAGAGAUGGAAGAGUUCUACGUAGACAGCAUUGGAAAACUCCUGGAGAGACAACAAAUCUCACCUAAACAAAUCGACAUCCUCGUAGUCAACGUCUCCAUGCUCUCCUCAAUGCCUUCUUUAGCUUCAAGAAUCAUAAACCAUUACAAGAUGAGAGACGACGUCAAAGUCUUCAACUUAACCGGGAUGGGAUGCAGCGCGAGUCUAAUCUCUGUAGACAUUGUCAAGAACAUUUUCAAGAGCUACACAAACAAGUUAGCUCUCGUUGCUACCUCGGAAUCUUUAAGCCCUAAUUGGUAUAGCGGAAACAACCGCUCGAUGAUUCUAGCUAAUUGCUUGUUCCGAUCCGGUGGCUGUGCUAUUCUCUUGACUAACAAGCGUAGCUUGAGAAAGAAAGCAAUGUUUAAGCUCAAGUGUAUGGUACGGACUCACCAUGGAGCUAGAGAGGAUUCUUACAACUGUUGUAUCCAAACGGAGGACGAACAAGGCCGUGUAGGGUUUUACUUGGGGAAGAAUCUACCAAAAGCCGCGACUCGAGCUUUUGUAGACAAUCUCAAGAUUAUAACACCCAAGAUUCUUCCCAUAACAGAGCUCUUGAGGUUCAUGUUAAAGCAUCUCAUCAAGAAAAUCAAGAUUCUUCAAAACCCUAGCAAGGGCUCUACGAAUCUCCCACCGGGAACUCCUUUGAAGGCAGGGAUCAACUUCAAGACCGGGAUCGAACAUUUUUGCAUACACACCGGAGGAAAAGCUGUGAUAGAUGGGAUUGGACAUAGCUUGGAUUUAACCGAGUAUGAUAUUGAACCGGCGAGGAUGACUCUUCACCGGUUUGGGAAUACCUCGGCGAGUAGUUUGUGGUAUGUGUUGGCUUACAUGGAGGCUAAGAAGAGAUUGAAGAGAGGAGACAGAGUGUUUAUGAUUAGCUUUGGAGCUGGUUUUAAGUGUAAUAGCUGCGUUUGGGAAGUUGUGAGAGAUCUCACCGUUGGAGAAGCAAAAGGGAAUGUGUGGAAUCAUUGCAUUAAUGAUUAUCCACCUAAAUCGAUUUUGAAUCCUUAUAUGGAGAAGUUUGGUUGGAUUCAAGAUGAAGAUCCUGAGACUUUCAAGAUCCCUGACGCUUUCAAUUUCAUGUAAAACGUUUCCGAACAAAAACGCAAACGCAAAAACAUUACAAAGGUGACCAUAUUCUCUUUCUUUUUUUCCUUUUUUUGUUUUUUUCCUCCGUUUUCCGUUAAUUAAAAUUUUACGUUUACGUGUUUUUAUUUUUUAAAGAAUCGGAUUGGAAAGGAGAUAUGAAUGUAAAAGAAACUUCGAUUUAGCUUUGCUUUUUCCUAUAAAUUUUUUGGUGUUAUAAUUUUUUGUUGAUUCUAUACUGUUAAAUAAUUUAGGAGCAUGCACUUCCAAUACGAUGAUAAUUUUUAUUAAUUUGCCAUCCUGUUGGAAUGCUACCUUCUUUUUCUUAUGUUAAAUAUUGUUGUAUCAUUUUACUAUUUUUUGUAUUAAUGUUUCAUUUCGACUUUAUUUUGUAAUCUUGUUUCGCAUUUACUGAAGCUUGUCAAAGUACAAAUUCA